This is a messenger RNA of Funneliformis geosporum, 1764 nucleotides long. NCBI's taxonomy places the organism in Eukaryota, Fungi, Glomeromycota, Glomeromycetes, Glomerales, Glomeraceae. The record is from the annotation of a GenBank genome assembly.
AUGGCACCAAAGAAGAACACUACUACUAUUACCAACGAAAGUACUACCGAAAACGUUUCUUUUACUCAAACUCCACCCACUGUUCCUCGGAAAAGAAGAACCAGAAGCAUUACAAGAAAAACCGCUCAGGAGCAGCUUACCGCCGUAAAGCCUACUCCUGAAGUCUCUGCUCCCGAAGUACCUACUCCCGUUGCUAUUGAGAGAAGUAGAAACAGAAGUAUCACGAAAAACGAUGCUGUUCAUAUAACGUUCGUCGAUAUGGAACUAUCAACUACCGUUGAUACUGGAAAGGGUAAAUUUAAAAGAAGAAAAACCACAAAAGGCACCGAAGUUAAACAAAAAACACCGGAUGCUAUCAACAAAAUAACUGGUCAAUCAAUUUCAAGUAUUACUGAAGAAGCAAGAGAGAUAAAGUUCAUAAGAAACAAUGAUGAUGUAAGUGAAACGUCGGGUACGAUUGAACCACAACCCGAUCAAUCAAUCUACAAUAUCAUUACUACUGAAAGAAUCAUUGAUGCUGAACAAAGUUUGCCAGCUUCCGCUAUCAACCAAUCAACAUAUCAACCGGUUAUAAAGACUAUCACUCCUACAGCUACGACUGGAAGAAGCAAAGGCAGAAAGACUGCAAGAAACACUGAUACUGAAUAUAAACCGCCAGAUGCUAUCGAACCACCAGUAGAUCAUCCAAUUACAAGUUCCGGUAAAAACAAAGGUAAAAAAGCUGUCGUACGAUCAGCGAUUUCCAUUUUUACCGAUCAACCAACUCCAAUUAAGGUCGCUACUAAAAAAAUCAGAAGCAUUAAGCCAGCUAUCGAACAAACUGGAAAAGUUUUAAAAUCGCUUCGAAGCAGAAAACCUGCACGUAACGUGAAUCAGGCAACGACUUUUGAUGAACAAUCCAUUGCGGUUUCUUCUACUACUCAAGAAAUUUACGCUGGAGAUAAAGAGAGGGAUGUUGUUGCUGAUCAAACAAUUACUGCCGCAGUACGAGAAAAUCCUGUUAUCACUAAUCAUCAGGCUGCCGCAAACACUUCUACAUUUAAGAUUUAUACUAGAGGAAAGUACAUUGCUGAUCAAACGAUUACCGAAAUCAUUGGUGCCGCUUUUCUAGAUGAUAUUCGAGAAAAUACUGUUAUCACUAAUUUCGACCAAUCUUUCGCCAGCACUUCUAGAAUCGAUUCUAGAGAAAAGAAUGUGGCUGAUCAAACGAUUACCGCCGAUACUCAAAAAAAUACUGUUAUCACUAAUACCGCCAAAGUAACCAGUACUCCUCGAUUAACUAGAAAAUUUUCACAACCCAUUAGAGCUCGUUCCGCUCGUCUCGCGGUGAAAGCUGAAAUUAAAGAACGAGAGGAACGAGAGAGACUGGCGAGAGUAGAGCUCAUGCAACAAGAACAACCGGAACAACCGUCAGAAGAAGCCCACACAGUAAAGCGCAAGGGCGAGAAAGGAGUAGCCACUGUAGCAACAGGUUCUUUGGAUGAAAUGCUUGUAAACAAGAGAACUCGCCAUGAACCUGAAAGAAAUAUAACACCAGCACAAGAUGAUGACAUUGAGCAAGCAAAUAUUAAAUAUAGCCGAGGACGAUCUAAAUUCGAGAGAGAAGUUCCUACUACUAAUCAGCAAACUGGAAAUGAAUUUUCGAAUGCUCGUCACAACAUGAGAUGUGUGCCUCCUCUCGUGGCGGAUCCAACGCCGCGUAAUAUAUCGCCAUAUCACUGGUACUUGGCCCAAUCAUCGUGGCAAAAUAAUUCAAAGAUUUAA